AGAACUCACACAGGAGAGAAACCAUUCUCAUGUUCUGUAUGUGGAAAUGGUUUUCGUCAAUAUGCAAAUCUUGUUAGACAUCAGAGAACUCACACAGGAGAAAAGCCUUUCUUAUGUGGUAAAUGUGGAAAAUGUUUUGCCAGCAAAGGAGAGCUUGCUUGUCAUCAGAGAACUCAUACAGGAGAGAAGCCGUACUCGUGUUCUGAAUGUGAAAAAUGUUUUAGUCAACACGCAAAACUUGUUAGACAUCAGAGAACUCACACAGGAGAUAAACCAUUCUCAUGUUCUGAAUGUGGAAAAUGCUUCAUCACCAAAGCAGAGAUUGUCCGUCAUGAAAGAACUCACACAGGAGAGAAACCAUUCUCAUGUUCUGAAUGUGGAAAAUGUUUUAGGCAACAUUCAAAACUCAUCAGUCAUCACAUAA
Pelobates cultripes (western spadefoot toad) is the source of this 424-nucleotide messenger RNA. Lineage: Eukaryota; Metazoa; Chordata; Amphibia; Anura; Pelobatidae. The record is from the annotation of a GenBank genome assembly.